Messenger RNA from Culex pipiens pallens (northern house mosquito), 2959 nucleotides. RefSeq names its product calpain-A-like. The record is from RefSeq and is a predicted model, not a curated record. Bases 197 to 2686 code for a protein of 829 amino acids. The transcript has 6 exons. Gene Ontology annotation, cellular component: cytoplasm. Gene Ontology annotation, molecular function: calcium-dependent cysteine-type endopeptidase activity; calcium ion binding. Lineage: Eukaryota; Metazoa; Arthropoda; Insecta; Diptera; Culicidae. Gene Ontology annotation, biological process: proteolysis.
CAGUCGUUCGUUGGUAGCCGUUGGAGCUGUUCGGUACAGGCUCGCUAGACGCUACGCCGUCGAGGGUUCUACGCGUUCAAGAUUUGGUAUCAAGUUAAUCGUUUGUUCCGAGGUAGAUUCUUUGUUUGAGUAAGUGUAACUUGAAAAAACAAAAGCCCGCGAAACCGUUCAAGCGUGGUUCGAAAAGGCCGGAACCAUGCCGGAACAAGCCGCGCGUACCGCGAUCGAAUCGCUCGUCCGGGAGUUCAACGACAAUAGCCGCAAUGGACCGAAGAAGCUGCACCAAUCCAGGACGCGGUUUAUGCCCAUUGAGUUUGGCCGGGACGGGAAACCUCAACCCAAAAAGGGUCCCUCCAGCGCAGAGGCUCAAGACUUUUACGAACUCCGGUCGCGCUGCCUUCGCAGCGGUACCCUCUUCGAAGAUCCGGAAUUCCCGGCAAACAGUUCCUCGCUAACGUACGCCGGGGAGUCCAAAUCGUACAUCAAAUGGCUACGACCGUCGGAGAUCGCCGCCGAUCCGGUGUUCUUCGAGAACAGCUACUCGCGGUUCGACGUGAACCAGGGCGAGCUGGGGGACUGUUGGCUGCUGGCCGCCGCUGCGAAUCUCACCGAGGAUCCGGAUUUGUUCACGAGGGUUGUGCCGGUUGAUAAUGGGUUCAAGGAGAACUACGCGGGGAUCUUUCACUUUCGGUUUUGGCGGUUUGGCCAGUGGUACGACGUGGUCAUUGACGACAGGUUGCCGACGUCGCAGGGCAAGCUGGUGUACAUGAGGUCGUCCGAGAAGAACGAGUUCUGGAGUGCGCUGCUGGAGAAGGCUUACGCGAAGCUGUUUGGAUCGUACGAGACGUUGCGUGGGGGUUCGGCUAGUGAAGCCAUGGUGGACUUUACCGGAGGGGUAGCGGAAACGUAUGAGAUGAAGGAUGCGCCGAAGGAUCUGUUCCAGAUCAUCGAGAAGGGCUUCCGGAAUCACGCGAUGUUUGCGUGCAGCUUGGAGCCCGAUCCGUACAAACCAGAAGCGGAAACGCCGCAGGGGUUGAUCCGCGGGCAUGCGUACUCGCUGACGAUGGCAAAGAUGGUGGACAUUCAGACGCCGAACGUGAAGGGAAAGAUACCGUUGUUGAGGUUGCGAAAUCCGUGGGGGAAUGCCAACGAGUGGAACGGAGCUUGGAGUGACAAGAGUGCGGAGUGGCAGUACAUUCCGGAAGCUACCAAGCGGGAGAUUGGGCUGAUCUUCGAAGUUGAUGGGGAGUUUUGGAUGUCGAUGCAAGAUUUCACCAAGUACUUUGAUCGUAUCGAGAUCUGUAACCUCAGUCCGGACUGUCCGAUCGUUCGGCAGAAGGGAGAAUAUCCGUGGAAGCAGUCGGCUUUCGAAGGAGAGUGGGUCAUCGGUAACACAGCCGGAGGCUGUCGGAACCACAUUGAAACCUUCUGGCACAAUCCACAGUACGUUGUAACCCUGGAUGAUCCGGACAAAGACGACGAUGAAGCCAAAGCUACCGCCAUAAUUGCUCUAAUGCAAAAGAACCGACGCUCGAAGCGCAACAAAGGCAUGGACUGCCUCACAGUAGGCUUCAUCGUGUACCGUGUUAGCGAACGUGAUCUCGUCCAGAAACCACUACCCAAAGAGUUCUUCAUGCGAAACGCCUCCGUAGCCCGGUCUACCUUCAUCAACCUGCGUGAAGUUACGUGCCGCUUCCGGCUCGAUCCCGGAACGUACGUCGUCGUCCCGUCGACCUUCGAUCCGCACCUCGAGGGCGAGUUCAUGAUCCGGGUGUUCUCCGAGUGUCCGGACUGCAUGUGCGAGAACGAAAAGUGCGUCGGAGUAUGCGAACCGGAUCCACGGGUUACACCUGAUAGCAACAACAACAGCAAACCAGUAGUAACAGUAAUCGCCGAGGACCUCCCCGAUCCAACAAAACCCAACCCGCAACGAGCAGCCAUGGAGCGCCUUUUCCUGGACGUCGCCGGCGUUGACGGUGAAGUGGACUGGAUGGAGCUCAAGCUGGUGCUGGAUCACUGCUUCCGCGAUGACAUUGCCGUCGCAGCCAAAGGAAUCUCCAGAUCGUACGCGGUCCCUUUGGCCGCCGAAUCACCUUCCGAUAGUAAGAAACUGCCCAUGGCUGAGGGGGAACCGGUUUGCUGCGGCCUGUUGGCCAUCCUGCAGGACUGGUACGUCAACAUGGCCGGCGGGGACAACCGACCUGCGCAAAACACCUCGAAUGAUCUGAUCAUGUCCAAGGAGCGGGCUCCGCUGAUGUCGGGUGAGAUGCCUUCUGACGGCACCGGCAUCGGGUUCUCCAAGGAUGCCUGCCGAUCGAUGGUGGCCAUGCUGGACGAGGAUCACUCCGGCAAGCUUGGCUUUCUGGAGUUCCAGAAGCUACUCACGGAGAUUGCCCGCUGGAAGGCGGUCUUUAAGCUGUACGACCGCGAUCAAAGCGGGCAUCUGAACCCGUUCGAGCUGAGAGCGGCGCUGCAGUCCGCCGGGUACAACCUCAACAACAAGAUCCUCAACAGUUUGAUGCACCGGUACGGGUCGCGGGAGGGUGAAAUCUGGUUCGAUGACUUUAUCACGUGUGCGGUGAAGAUCAAGACCAUGAUUGAUAUUUUCAAGGCCAAGGAUAUCAACGGAACAAACGUUGCAUCGUUCAACAUGGACGAAUGGAUUCACAAAACUAUCUAUUCUUAAAUGUAUUAAGUUUAAAAUAGUUUACCAAAAAUCAAGUCGUCCUAUUCCUCUAUUUGCUAUUCAAUUAGCAAAAUGAAUGCGUUAACAAUUCGUUAUGAGUGUUUGAAAAGGAUUUUUGUUUUCUAUUGUCAGAAAAUGUACUAACAAUGAAGUGAGUCGAAAAAGUACUAUUAUAGUUAGACUUAAACAAUUGCCUCGUCCAGUUAAAAAGCAAUCAUUUUUAUCAAAUAAAAAAGCCAAUUCACGUUUUACCAAUGUUCUGCGUGUCUUAUU